AUGCUUCGCAAUACUUUGGUAUCAAGGAGGACACUAGGCCGUUUUCCAGCCUAUGUGAAAAGGUGGCAAUCAUCCACGCCGAAUAAAACCUCCGAUUCUGAAGAUAGACCUGAAACCAUCACAAUUGUUCCCAAGGUCGAAGAUUUGUAUCUGGAAAGUGCUUAUAAAAGUGACCUUGACAUAUCCUUGAUUGGCCAUUUACAGUCACGAUACUUGGUUGAGUCUAUCACCGAUGAUGAGUUAUUUAAAUUGACUGAGCCUUCUGCAAACAAAAAGCUCAAAUUAUAUUGUGGGGCAGAUCCCACUGCAAAAUCUUUGCAUUUAGGUAAUCUCCUUCCUUUGAUGGUGCUUCUUCAUUUCAAAUUGAGAGGCCAUGAUGUAGUUGGGCUUAUUGGAGGAGCCACUGGGGCUGUUGGAGACCCUAGUGGAAGAACUUCUGAACGAACUCAAAUUGAAAAUUCAGAAAGAGACAAUAAUAUUAAGGCAAUUCUGGGACAAAUUACCAAUUUUAUCGAAAAAGGUGUUGAGUAUGCAAACUCCAGGAAGUAUCCUAUUAACAAAGAAGGGGACCACUCUUUUGAAAAUAAUGCUAGUUGGUGGUCCUCCAUUAAGAUGCUUGACUUUUUGGCUACUUACGGUAGAUUCAUCAGAGUAUCUUCGAUGUUGGGUCGAGAUUCAAUUCAAAGUCGACUCAACUCGGAAGCCGGUUUGGGAUUUAACGAAUUCACCUAUCAAAUUUUACAAGCUUAUGAUUUUUGGCAUUUAUACAAAAACAAAGGAGUUAAUUUGCAAGUUGGUGGUAAUGACCAAUGGGGGAAUAUUGUAGCUGGUGUUGACUUGAUAUCCAGAUUACAAAAGCAUGAUCAGAGUGACAAGGAAAAAAAGACUGGAGGAUAUGGUAUGACUGUUCCGUUGUUAACCACUCCUAGUGGUGAAAAAUUUGGUAAAUCUGCUGGAAAUGCAGUUUUCAUUAGCGAUAAGCUUACAAAGCCUUUCCAAUUAUACCAAUAUUUUAUUAAUACCCCAGAUGAAAUAGUCGAAAAGUUAUUAAAAGUAUUUACCCUCUUACCAAUGAGUGUAAUUGAACAAAAGGUGCUUGUCCAACAUAAGUCGGAUCCAGGAUUGAGAAUAGCACAAAGAGUGUUAGCCCGUGAAGUGGUUGAUUUGAUUCACGGUGUAGGUGUUGGUGAAGAAAUGGCUUAUAUUACUAGCUUUUUAUUUCCGACCCCUAAUCAACCAUUUGAUGAUGAAAUCUCAGCUGAUAAGUUGAUAGAGAAAUUCAGUAGAUCUGGUAUUAUGGUUGAUAUUAAUUUGAAUCAAUUUCCUAAUGCCAAUGAUCUCAAGAUGAGUACCUUACUUUCUGCUAUUUUCAAAAAGUCCAAAUCUGAAACUAAGAACCUUAUUAAAGCUGGUGGUGUAUACUUGGGUCUUGACCGAGAUCAAUUCAUUGAUCCUGAAGAUGUUGUCUUAUUUGAUAAGGAGAAUCAUUUGAUUGAUGGCAAACUUUUACUUGCUAGAACUGGUAAACAAAAUUACUACAUCGUUAGGGUUCAUUAA
Messenger RNA from Hyphopichia burtonii NRRL Y-1933, 1557 nucleotides. RefSeq names its product tyrosine--tRNA ligase. Bases 1 to 1557 code for a protein of 518 amino acids. The transcript has a single exon. Gene Ontology annotation, molecular function: tyrosine-tRNA ligase activity; RNA binding; ATP binding. The record is from RefSeq and is a predicted model, not a curated record. Gene Ontology annotation, biological process: tyrosyl-tRNA aminoacylation. NCBI's taxonomy places the organism in Eukaryota, Fungi, Ascomycota, Pichiomycetes, Serinales, Debaryomycetaceae. Gene Ontology annotation, cellular component: mitochondrion; cytosol.